AUGAACAAGUACAAACGAAUGUGUAAGUUACUUCUCGAAGGUGAUAGUUAUUUUAAUGAUCAAAAUGUCGAUACGGAGAAAAUUAACGAAAAAAUAACCAUCAAAGGAUAUUGUAAUAAUGAUGAUUGUAAAACAAAUGAAGAUGGUAUUAAUGCUUUGGCCGCAUAUAUAAUUAUGGAAUUCAAAAAAUCAAUAAGACAAAGUCAGUAUAAUCAUUAUGAUGAAUAUUUAUUGAUGUGGAUAAGUGAUAAAUUGCUUAAGAUACACAAAAAAGAAAAAGGCAAAAAUAUUGGAAGAGGCCGUAUGGAUGAUUUUACUUUAAAGCAGGCUUAUGAAGAGUAUUUAAAGAACCAUAAACAAAGAUUGGAUUAUUGGUCUCUUUUAGAUAUGAAUCAGGGUUUGAAAGAAGCUAAUCUUUGGUAUAUGAGCGGAUUUUAUAAAUUACUUAAUAUAAUAUGUAAAAUGAUUACAGAUUAUAAUAACGGUGCCAAAAAUAAUAAAGUUCUUAAAUAUCCUGCCAAUUGCAGUUUUCAAUAUAAAACCCUUUAUAUGAACAUUUCUGAAUGCAAAUCAUAUCUUGAUUUAUUGAAUAAAUUAAAAGGUAUAUAUGAUGAUUUUAGUUCUGCUUUUAUGAGAAAUAGUUCAAACAAUAAUUUAAAAACUAAACUUAAAAAACUUACACUAGAAAAUGGAGAAGAGUUGGAAGCGGUGCGUGGUUUUAAAUCAUAUGACUUCAGUACUAAACAAUGUAAAUUCCCCAUAAAACAAAAAAAAAUAGGCUCAUCAAAAAAAGCGGACAAAUCACCAUUACAACAUUCAAACCAACUAAAAGAUGGACAACGCGAAAUACCAUCAGCACACAAACCAGAAACAAAAGAACCAAAACUACAAUCAUCACCAGAAUCAGAGCCACAAUCACCUCAAGUAUCGGACCAAAAUAUUCAAAUAGAAUCACCUGGUUCUCAACAUCAGCAAGGUCAUCAAUCGUCCGGGCAUGAAGAUCUUCCAACAAAGAGUGAUAACGAAUUAACAGAUAGUACCCCAAUUGAUGCCGAUACUCAAGAUGGUUCAACCAAUGAAUCCAAAACUAAACAAGAUAAAAUAGAUACAUCUCAAAGUACAGAAGAUAAUCAUGAUGUUUUUGAUUGGUCAAUUUUAAUAAAAUAUGGAAAUUUAGUUAUAACAAAUAUUAUAGAAUAUAGAGAAUCUGUUACUAAUUCACUUAAUGAUAUUCGAACAUAUUUAUACAAGUAUACAUGGCCUACUUUAAAUCAGGUUUAUAAAACUUUUAGAGGAUAUUCUGAAAAUAUUAAUAUAAUGGAUUAUCUUAAAAUAGAAGCAAAGUCAAAUAAAGUAAAAAAAUCUGAAUCAUCAGAGAAUGGCCCACCAGGUAAAGAUAAACCAGAACCUACCAAUUCUUUACCAGAUGACGAAAAAAAAGAACCACAAGAGCCACCUUCUAUACAAAAAGUUGUCUCGCCAGAUAAUAAACCAGAAAAACCUUCUGAUUCACCCCCUGAGAAACAGACUCAAUCAUCAGUCGAUUCUAGCAGUAAAGCACUUAGCAUAGAAAUUGGAUCAGACGACCCUGGAACAAAUGUGGAAGACAAAACACGACAAUUAGUAAACUCCGUAGAUAUAUUUAAAGGAUAUAACCGACCUGAAAUUGUUAUUACAGUUAUUUUAAUACCCAUUAUUUCAUUAAUUAUUUAUAAGUAUUUGUCAUUUGGAUGGAGAAAGGGAUUGAAGAAAAAAAAAAACAUGAAAAAGGUUAUAAAUAUGAUUGGUGUAAAUAAAACGACAAAGACAGUUACAAACUCGACUGAUGGAAAAAAACAAAUACAAAUAAUUAUAAAAUCAUAUAGUCAAAAAAAAAAAAUUAAAAAAUCUAUAAAUUCCGUUUAUAAGGAAAAAUCUCCAUCAUUAAAUAUAUACAAACUUAUGCAGGCCGAUCCUGUACCAUUUAUUAAUUUAUUUUUUUUGUUGAUUUUUUUUGUUUAUAAAAGAAAGCGCGAUUUCAUAGAAUUAUAA
Molecule: messenger RNA, 2031 nt
Organism: Plasmodium vinckei vinckei
Lineage: Eukaryota; Apicomplexa; Aconoidasida; Haemosporida; Plasmodiidae
Product: PIR protein CIR protein
Exons: 3
Coding region: 1-2031 (676 amino acids)
Source: RefSeq, a predicted model, not a curated record